CGGAAGUAGACUACGAGCCACUCUUUUCUCUUUGCUCCGUGGCAGUCUGUAACACAGGUUGUUAGUUACUGCUGCAUUUCUACUAGACCUCACCGCUAUAAGCACGGAGAUGACUGCACAAACUCAGGAGUAGGUCAUUGUUGCAUGGACUUGCACAGGAUAAAUGUAUGAAGACACUGAUACACUGGAGCCGAGAAACAAGACCCUCACAGUAAAAUGACAUAAAAGACCUUUGAAAUCUUUAAGAUGAUGUUCAGAAGCAUACUGCAAAUUAUGUGAUUGGAGGGGAAGGGAAAUGCAGACCUCCCAGCUGUAGCUUGCAUGCGAGUGUGAUGCCCAGGCGGGGGUUGCCACUCCAGGGCCGGGUACGCUGGCUCUUUCUGGGCCUCUUCCUGCUGCUGGUGCUGCUGCUGUUCGCAUACCUGCUGGAGUGCACCCCUCCAGGAGAUGUCAGUAUGGUCCCCCCCGGCCCAGCAGGAGAGACCUAUGGGAAGGAGUAUUACCAGGCUCUGCUCCAGGAACAGGAAGAGCGCCACCUAAACCGUGCCGCCAGUCUCAAGAGGCAGAUUGCCCAGCUCAAGCAGGAGCUGCAGGAAGUGAGUGAGAAGUUGAAGAUCCUGCAAGAAAAGAAGGAGCUCCCAGGGGUGCAGGGCCUGGCUGAGACUAAAGACCAAGAGCCAGGAGAUCUGCUGGAGUACCUGCAUUCUCAAAUUGACAAGGCAGAGGUCAACACAGGGGCACGUCUACCCAGUGAGUAUGCUCUGGUGCCCUUUGAGAGUUUCACCUCGUCCAAGGUGUAUCAGCUAGAGAUGGGGCUGACGCGGCACCCAGAGGAGAAACCUGUCCGCAAAGACCGCAGGGACGAGCUGGUGGAAGUCAUUGAGGCCGCACUGGACAUCAUUAACAACCCUGAUGAGGAGGAUGGCGUGGAGGACGACAUGCCAAUGCAGAGACAAAUGUAUACAGAGGGUCACUUUACUGAGGGACUGUACAGGACAGAGCGAGACAAAGGGACGCUUUACGAACUGUUCUUUGCCAAAGAGGAUGCCAGCAGCUUCCGCCAUGUCACGCUCUUCAGGCCUUUUGGUCCCUUAAUGAAAGUCAGGAGCACAUCUGUAGAAACAUCAGGACUGAUUAUCAACAUCAUUGUGCCACUGGCAGGCAGAGUAGAAACUUUCUUACAGUUCUUACACAACUUCAGGGAGGUGUGCAUACAGCAGGACAGAAGAAUACAUCUCACAGUGGUUUAUUUUGGGCAGGAAGGCCUUCAAGAGGUGAAGUUAUCGUUGGAAAAAAUGUCAAGUGAGGAGAGCUUCUCUAAUUACACUCUGAUCCCUGUGGAUGAAGAGUUUUCCCGAGGUCGGGGUCUGGAUAUUGGAGCCCAUGCCUGGAAUAAGGGCAACGUCUUAAUGUUCUUCUGUGACGUUGACAUCCAUUUUACACUGGAGUUUCUCAACACCUGUCGUCUCCACACCUCUCCAAACAAGAAGGUCUUUUAUCCGGUGGUGUUCAGUCUGUACAAUCCUGCCAUAGUCUAUGGAAAUUUGGAGCUGGCUCCACCUGUUGAACUCCAACUAAUUCACAAAAAAGAUGCUGGGUUCUGGAGAGAUUUUGGCUUUGGAAUGACUUGCCAGUAUCGCUCAGAUUUCCUGAAUAUUGGGGGGUUUGAUCUUGAAGUCAAAGGUUGGGGUGUAGAAGACGUCCACUUGUACAGGAAGUAUCUUCGGAGCGAUCUGAUAGUGAUCCGAACACCAGUGUCGGGUCUCUUCCACCUGUGGCAUGAGAAGCAGUGUGCAGAUGAGCUGACGCCGGAGCAGUACCGUAUGUGCAUCCAGUCUAAAGCCAUGAACGAGGCCUCCCACUCUCACCUGGGCAUGCUGGUUUUCCGUGAGGAGAUUGAGGCUCACCUACGCAAGCAGGCUUUCAAGACUCAGAGCAAAACAGAGGAGUGAGAAAUCGUUUGUGCCUGACAUCAUUCCAAUACACUCGGACUGUGAGGUACUGACAGUAUUAACACACUACAGCAAAGACGUUUACAUGGAUCCUCCUAUAUUUCACCGCACAGCUGUAGACAAAAUGAAUGUAUAAAAAAAGAACACCGAUAAAUGUGAAACUUCACAUGGUACAACUCUUAUAGAAGAGCUACAGUAGUAUCAAACACAAGUCAGUGAUCAAAUUAGUAAUAUUUAACCCGCUGAAGGAAAACUUCCACAACAAGUACUAUAUCUUUUGGAUUUAGGUUGACAUUGUAGUUGAUGUAUUGAAAUAAUUUCAGUAUGCAGUUAUUAACUUGGGAAACAAACUUCUUAUUAAGCCAUUCUGCCUGCUUCAAACACUCAACAUGACUUGCAUCUGAUUUCUUUACCAUGUCCACCACUUUUCGCUGCAGUCAGAGGAAUUCAACUGAUUUCUGCAAGGUAUCAGGCAAGCUCAAAUACAAGCAGCUAUCAGUGUUUGGUUAUACUUUGUAACGAAAGGUUAAUGUCUUAAUUGUAAAACGUAACUGUUGACAAAAGGAACAAAAUGUUGCUGCACUUUCUCAAAAUGAAAGUUAAAGAAAUGGAGGUCAAGAAACUUUUGUACUGAUUCUCAGCUUUGUGCUUUGAUUAAAGCAGUUUAGUCUUUCACUUUAUACAGUAUAUUAGUAGUUGUAUGUGGAGAUAUACUCUUCUGUAGCGGUUGAAUAAGGGGACCUGUUUAGGUUUUAUGUGACGAUCACUUGUGCCGGUGAUGGUCAUAAUGUUCCUUUGCUCAUGACUACUUCGACUUGAUCAGUUUAGCACAGAGGCAUGUUGAUCAAUAAAUACUUAGGACCUGGAGCAAAGCUCUGCUUAUAGCAUGCAGCACUAUGAUAUUAGGUUUCCAAUGACCAGAGUUAUUGUUUAAAUAACAAAGAUCUGUCAUUUACGGCUAGUGAAAAUCACUCAGCACUACGACUGAGACUGAAUGUUAACAGCCGCUCUUGUAAAUACUUUUCUAAUCUUCCUCUUUCAUACAUGUGAGUUGAAUACUUUUGUUGUAUGUGCCUACUUGCUUAAGUAAAAUGAAAUGUUGAAGAGAUUGUUUUGAAAAUGUUUGAAGCUGUAGGUUUGUUAAUAUUAUUCCGUCUCAUAAUGAGAAGAUGUUACAGCUGACGAGUUCAGUCAGAAUUUAGAGGUGUCAUGUUAAUGAGUACAA
Molecule: messenger RNA, 3177 nt
Organism: Monopterus albus (swamp eel)
Lineage: Eukaryota; Metazoa; Chordata; Actinopteri; Synbranchiformes; Synbranchidae
Gene: csgalnact2
Product: chondroitin sulfate N-acetylgalactosaminyltransferase 2
Exons: 8
Coding region: 333-1952 (539 amino acids)
Cellular component (GO): Golgi cisterna membrane
Molecular function (GO): glucuronosyl-N-acetylgalactosaminyl-proteoglycan 4-beta-N-acetylgalactosaminyltransferase activity
Source: RefSeq, a predicted model, not a curated record